AUGGACUUUGGACAGUGCAUAGACAGACAGCAUAACGCUAAAUUCCUAAUCCCAAAAAGGAGUAAACUAGCGCAUCUGUGGCACGCAGCUCUGCUGAGCGCCGCGCGUGCGCAGAGGGUCGCUCCUCCCCUCUCGGUGGCUGCGGCCUGGUUCUCUCCCCUCCCCCUCCCUUUCUUCGGCUCCGCGGGCAGGCCUGGCCUGAGACGCCCCGUGUCGCUGCGCGUCGCCUUGGACGAGGGGACUCCCUGCCGCCGUCUCCUUCGGGCAGGCUGUGGGCCUGGCUUACCAGGCCGUCUCCUGGCGCCCGUGGUAGCUGAGCCCCCGGGCUCCCCGCACCCGGAGAGGAUGUCUGAACAGACGGGCUUGGUGAUGCCGCAGAGCCUGGACAGGAGUUGCUGGGUGUGUUUUGCCACAGAUGAAGAUGACAGAACAGCGGAGUGGGUGAGGCCAUGCAGGUGCAGAGGCUCUACAAAAUGGGUUCACCAGACUUGUCUGCAGCGAUGGGUGGAUGAGAAACAGAGAGGGAACAGUACGGCUCGAGUAGCUUGUCCUCAGUGCAAUGCCGAAUACUUAAUAGUCUUUCCAAAGCUAGGUCCGGUCGUUUAUGUCCUGGACCUAGCAGAUCGCCUUAUCUCAAAAGCCUGUCCGUUUGCUGCAGCUGGAAUAAUGGUGGGCUCUAUCUACUGGACUGCUGUCACUUACGGAGCUGUAACAGUGAUGCAGGUUGUGGGUCACAAAGAAGGCCUUGACGUAAUGGAAAGAGCCGAUCCCUUAUUCCUUUUAAUUGGACUUCCGACCAUCCCAGUCAUGCUGAUAUUGGGAAAGAUGAUUCGCUGGGAAGACUAUGUGCUUAGACUGUGGCGCAAAUAUUCUAACAAGCUGCAGAUACUGAACAGCAUAUUUCCAGGGAUUGGAUGUCCUGUUCCUCGUAUUCCAGCUGAGGCCAACCCUCUGGCAGAUCACGUCUCUGCCACUCGCAUUCUGUGUGGAGCUCUUGUCUUUCCCACUAUUGCUACGAUAGUUGGCAAGUUGAUGUUCAGCAGUGUUAACUCGAAUCUUCAAAGGACAAUUUUGGGUGGAAUUGCAUUUGUUGCUAUAAAAGGAGCUUUCAAGGUUUAUUUCAAACAGCAGCAAUAUUUGCGACAAGCGCACCGGAAAAUUUUGAACUAUCCCGAGCAGGAAGGAGCAUAAAAGUCUGUCAGUGUGUGAUUCUCACAGUCUCAUCUGCUGUGUCUGGCAGCAUUAGACCAACUCUGUUGUUUGCCUGCAGAAGUGGAGUUUGGACAAUAUGCUGCUGAUAUGUGUUCUCUCUUUGUGUCUGUUUUUUCCACAUAGAAUAAUAAAGGACGUGGCCAGGUAAAAACCUCCUUAGUUGUUGAGCCUGAAGAAUGUGAUCUGUGUUUUCCUUGGUGCGUUUUCUUUGAGGCAGAAGACAUCUAAAACAUUUCUCAUGGACAAACGUUGCCUUCUUUCCAGACAGAAGGCGAAACAGUUGUAAAGUUAAUAAGUUAUGUGGAGAAUAUAUUGCAUUUUUGUAUGCUUAUUACAGUUAGAUGUACAGUACUUUGCUAUGUGGCCCAAUAUUGUAGGAUUUUAAAAAUAUGCAUUUGAUGGUUUAUUGCCAAGUGGAACUGUGAAAUGUCAGUUAAUAGGAGUCCCUUAUUCAUAGAAGUAGUUAAACAAUGAAGUGGAAGUUAAGUCAAAUUAAUGAUAACGGGCACAUGUCCAUUUCUAGCUAGUUCAUGUAGCCCAUCAGAACAACCCAGCCUGCUAAAAAGGUUUAAAUUAACAAACUAUGUUUUGCUAAGCACUAGGGAUUCCCACAAAUUCCUUCUUUUUCUGUUAAAAAACUUUCUUUUGGCUUUUUGGUUGUAAUGCAAGUAGUUCUAUAUACAACUGACUCAGUUUGCCACUUGUGAAAUUGAAAAACUGAAUUACAGCCCCCUUUUAAAGAGUUGCAAUAUUAAUGCUAUGCUGUGGAAUCUCAGCCAAAUAGCGGAAUUGUUACCUCAAGCUAAAUUUAGAAGCAAAACCAGUAUCGGCAGUAGACAGCCAUAUCUAAAAGAAUGUAUAAAUGUUUGGAUAUAAACAUUGAAAACACUGAUUUCCCAGGUACAGAUGUUAAAGAUUGGACCAAGCAGUAAUUUCUGUAGAUGGGUUUUCUGUCAGUGGAAUGGGACAUUCUUCCCCCCCCCUCCCCCGCCACUGUAGCCCCACAAUAUUCCCUGAAAUGUUCCCCGUUGGUGGAAAUGAAACACUACAUAGCAUAGUUUCUGAGCUGUAAAAUGUUUGUUAUUCAAUUUGCACAGAUUUUCAAUUUGUCUCUUUUGAAAGUGUGUCCCAUUGAUUUUGUGUGAGCUCUAGAUAAGGCAGCUUAGGGUAAGGGUUUUUUUGCGGGGGGGGGGGGGAACAGGCGCUUACACGGUCCCUUACAACCAGGGAGAGACUCAAAUUCAUGUCUGAGUUGAGGUGCAUAAAUGAUACACUGAGAUUGCACUUUUUUUUUUCUUGACCACAGAAAUGUAAGUACAUAACGUGAAAUGUCAAGUUUGUUAGAGUGGUUCAGACUGUAGCCACACAAUAAGCAGCAAUCAUCUUGGCUUUAAGGUGGUAUUUAUUUUGGUGAAUUCAUUAAAGAACCAUUAGGUGUCUUUCAGGCUCUCAAAAUUAUGUUCAAACAGUAUAUCUGAUGCAUGGAGAAAAGUAAUAAGCUCUCCUUCAUGAGUAAAUAAGAGUUUUUCACCAGAAUGAAGCAAAGGAGGAAAGAGGCUUCAUGUUUGAUUGCAAUAAUGUAUGCAAAAGAACUAUUAUGGUGAUUUUUCCAUAGUAAGCAUUACUUUUAAUACUGAAAUGUAAUUAGAGUGUAUAAAAAAACGUGUAUAUAAUGACCAACUAGUAUUCCAACACUGGGUUAUGUGAAAAAUAUAAAGCACAAGACGACAAUUUAGUUUCUUCUUGUAAUUAUGGAACAAAAUUGCUAUUAAGUGUAAGUUGCAAUUGGACUUUUGAGAUGUAUUUAUAUGCAGCAAGAUCAUACAAGAUGCUGGCUUUCUAUAAAAUAGAUUUUCAGUGCUGUGAAACAUUUUUUGCAGAAAUCUUCAUGGCUAGGAGGACCCUUCUGAGCAGUCUUCACUGUAUCUACACCAGCCCUUUGUAUCUGCUGGUUUUUAAAAUUCUCUUACAGAAUCUAACAGUGAAAAUUAAUGGGUUUGAAAUUUGUUCUAAUGUCAUCUUUGAAAAUUGCUGAAAAUAUUGUACAUCUUAUGAUUACUAUACUGUGAAGAGUAUGGAAUUUUAAUUUCAGUAUCAAAACACAUUACGUUGGUUAUUGUGCAGUUAAAAUGUUUUAAUGGUGAAAUUUAUGAUUGCAUACUAGAAUAGAUUGAAUAAAUUUUUUUACAUUC
Molecule: messenger RNA, 3404 nt
Organism: Sphaerodactylus townsendi
Lineage: Eukaryota; Metazoa; Chordata; Lepidosauria; Squamata; Sphaerodactylidae
Gene: MARCHF5
Product: membrane associated ring-CH-type finger 5
Exons: 7
Coding region: 1-1191 (396 amino acids)
Molecular function (GO): zinc ion binding
Source: RefSeq, a predicted model, not a curated record